This is a messenger RNA of Ictidomys tridecemlineatus (thirteen-lined ground squirrel), 4583 nucleotides long. Lineage: Eukaryota; Metazoa; Chordata; Mammalia; Rodentia; Sciuridae. The record is from RefSeq and is a predicted model, not a curated record.
CCCACGCAGGCUGCUGCAGCAGCCUGAGCAACUGUCGGGGUUCGGGGACGGCUUCGGUGAGCGCGGGGAGGGGCUCGAAAGUUCGGGCGAGCAGGGUGAGCAGAAUUGGGAGAGCUGCGGGCACCUCAGACUCGAGGCGGGGGUCCUGGGAGCAGCCCCAGCGCGUCGAGACACUUUUGAGCUGGUGGGGAGGGCCCGGCCUGUGGGCCCCCAGGGGCCUGACGGGGAAGGGCGCCUGGGAGUGCAGGAAGCAAAUUGGCUGCCAGGUGUGCAGGAGGGACAGGUGGUUUGGGCUGUCCAGGAAACGUAUCUGAACGGGAAGGGGUCCCAGGAGGGAGAGGGACCCCCCGAGGGGCACAGGACCCGCAGGCGCAGGCGUAGGAGGAGGUGGUAACCCGCAGGCCACCAGCUUGGCACUGGGAUCCCUCCUGGGUCGAAGGGAGUACAGGAUGUAGGAGGUUGGGGAUUGGGGCACAGAACAGCACUGUGAACCUUAGAGCUUCUGAAGCCAUUGCCCAAGGGCAGGAAGUGGCCUGCAGGAUCCUCUUCUGUUUCUUCAUCCUGGGCAUCAUCGAAGAUUUUUCUGCAGGGAGGCAGCUGAAAGAGGCAGAGGCUGGGGAGCAGCAGCAUGCAGCCAGAGGAGGGCACAGGCUGGUUGCUGGAGUUGCUGUCUGAGGUGCAGCUACAGCAAUACUUCCUUCGUCUUCGGGAUGACCUCAAUGUUACCCGUUUGUCCCACUUUGAAUAUGUUAAGAAUGAGGACCUGGAGAAGAUUGGCAUGGGCCGGCCUGGCCAACGGCGGCUGUGGGAAGCUGUGAAGAGAAGGAAAGCCAUGUGCAAACGCAAGUCCUGGAUGAGUAAGGUAUUCAGUGGAAAGCGGCUGGAGGCUGAGUUUCCCCCUCACCACUCUCAGAGCACCUUCCGGAAACCCUCGCCCACCCCAGGGGGUCCAGUGGGCGAGGGGCCCCUGCAAAGCCUCACCUGCCUCAUUGGGGAGAAGGACCUGCGCCUCCUUGAGAAGCUGGGAGAUGGCUCCUUUGGCGUAGUGCGCAGGGGCGAGUGGGAUGCCCCUGCAGGGAAGACGGUGAGUGUGGCUGUAAAGUGCCUGAAGCCGGAUGUGCUGAGCCAGCCAGAGGCCAUGGACGACUUCAUCCGGGAAGUCAAUGCCAUGCAUUCACUUGACCACCGAAAUCUCAUUCGCCUCUAUGGUGUGGUGCUUACACCACCCAUGAAGAUGGUGACAGAGCUGGCACCUCUGGGAUCUUUGUUGGACAGACUACGUAAGCAUCAGGGUCACUUCCUCCUGGGGACUCUGAGCCGCUAUGCUGUGCAGGUGGCUGAAGGCAUGGGCUACCUGGAGUCCAAGCGCUUUAUUCACCGUGAUCUGGCUGCCCGAAAUCUGCUAUUGGCUACCCGUGACUUGGUCAAGAUUGGGGACUUUGGACUGAUGCGAGCACUACCCCAAAAUGAUGACCACUACGUCAUGCAGGAACAUCGCAAGGUGCCCUUUGCCUGGUGUGCCCCUGAAAGCCUGAAGACACGUACUUUUUCCCAUGCCAGUGACACCUGGAUGUUUGGGGUUACGUUGUGGGAGAUGUUCACCUAUGGCCAGGAGCCCUGGAUUGGCCUCAAUGGCAGUCAGAUUCUGCAUAAGAUUGACAAGGAGGGGGAGCGCCUGCCCCGGCCUGAGGACUGCCCCCAGGACAUCUAUAAUGUCAUGGUCCAGUGCUGGGCUCAUAAGCCGGAAGACAGACCCACCUUUGUGGCCCUGCGGGACUUCCUGCUGGAGGCCCAGCCCACUGAUAUGCGGGCCCUUCAGGACUUUGAGGAACCUGACAAGCUACACAUCCAGAUGAAUGAUGUCAUCACUGUCAUUGAGGGAAGGGCUGAAAACUACUGGUGGCGUGGACAGAACACACGGACGCUGUGUGUAGGACCCUUUCCUCGCAAUGUGGUGACCUCCGUGGCUGGUCUGUCAGCCCAGGACAUUAGCCAGCCCCUGCAGAAUAGCUUCAUCCACACAGGGCAUGGCGACAGCGACCCUCGCCACUGUUGGGGCUUCCCUGACAAGAUUGACGAACUGUAUCUGGGAAACCCCAUGGAUCCUCCUGACCUGUUGAGUGUGGAACUGAGCACCUCCCGACCCACCCAGCACCUAGGAAGAGUGAAAAAACCAACCUAUGAUCCUGUGAGUGAGGACCAAGACCUACUGUCUGGUGACUUCAAGAGGCUGGGCCUGCGGAAGCCAGGUCUGCCCCGAGGGCUGUGGCUAUCAAAGCCCUCAGCCCGGGUGCCCGGCACCAAGGCAGGCCGCAGCAGUGGGGGCGAGGUCACGCUCAUUGACUUUGGUGAGGAACCUGUGAUUCCAGCCUCUCGGCCCUGUGCACCCUCUCUGGCACAGCUGGCCAUGGAUGCCUGCUCUUUGCUGGACAAGACCCCUCCACAGAGCCCUACACGGGCACUACCACGACCCCUGCAUCCCACGCCUGUGGUGGAUUGGGAUGCACGCCCGCUUCCUCCUCCCCCUACCUACGAUGAUGUGGCCCAAGACGAAGAUGACUUUGAGGUCUGCUCCAUCAACAGCACCCUGGUGGGUGCAGGGCUUCCUACUGGGCCCAGGCAGGGAGAGACCAAUUACGGCUUUGUGCCAGAGCAAGCACGGCUCCCUGCUGCCCUGGAGGACAACCUGUUCCUCCCACCCCAGGGUGGGGGCAAGCCUCCCAGCUUGGCCCAGACCUCGGAGAUCUUCCAGGCACUGCAGCAGGAGUGUAUGCGGCAGCUCCAAGUUCCGACUGGCUCACUGGCCCCCUCACCCAGCCCAGGGGCUGAUGAUAAGCCCCAGGUGCCUCCCCGGGUACCCAUCCCCCCUCGGCCCACACGCCCACGUGUUGAGCUGUCUCCAGCCCCCUCAGGUGAGGAGGAGAUAGGUCGGUGGCCUGGACCUGCCUCUCCUCCCCGCAUACCUCCCCGGGAACCUCUGUCCCCUCAAGGCUCUAGGACCCCCAGCCCCCUGGUACCACCUGGCGGUUCCCCCCUGCCACCCCGGCUCUCAAGCUCACCUGGGAAGACCAUGCCCACUACCCAGAGCUUCGCUUCAGACCCCAAGUAUGCUACACCCCAGGUGAUCCAGGCUCCUGGCCCACGCACAGGUCCCUGCAUCUUGCCCAUUGUCCGGGAUGGCAAGAAGGUCAGCAACACCCAUUAUUACCUGUUGCCUGAGCGCCCGCCCUACUUGGAGCGCUACCAGCGUUACCUGCGUGAGGCCCAGAGCCCUGAAGAGCCGGCCCCUCUGCCUGUGCCCCUGCUGCUGCCCCCACCCAGCACCCCAGCCCCUGCUGCCCCCACUGCCACUGUUCGACCAAUGCCCCAGGCUGCUCCAGACCCCAAGGCCAACUUCUCCACCAACAACAGCAAUCUAGGUACCCGGCCACCAUCCCUGAGGGCCACUGCUCGGCUGCCACAGAGGGGCUGCCCUGGGGAUGGGCCAGAGGCUGGCCGGCCAUCUGACAAGAUCCAGAUGGCCAUGGUGCAUGGGGUGACCACAGAGGAGUGCCAGACGGCCCUGCAGAGCCACAGCUGGAGUGUGCAGAGGGCUGCCCAGUAUCUGAAGGUGGAGCAGCUCUUUGGGCUGGGUCUGUGGCCACGGUUGGAGUGCCACAAAGUGCUAGAGAUGUUCGACUGGAACCUAGAGCAAGCUGGCUGUCACCUUCUGGGCUCCUGUGGCCCUGCCCACCACAAGCGCUGAGAGGUAUCUGGAGAUUAAGAUUCUGCUCUGAAGGAAUCACUUGAGCCUAUCCAUGUGACUAGGGUAGGGAGACACUCCCACCCAGGCCUGGAGGAACUGCUGCUAUCUGCUGCUCCCAGUGGACAGAGUAAAGCCAAGGCAGCAGGAGGCUGAGAAUCCUGCCUUGCCCAUCUCCCCAACCAAGCACUGACCCUGCACACUUUGGUUUAGACCUCAGUGUCCCAGCUAAGAGGUGGGAAGGAGCCCUGUAACAAGCUGGGGGCUGCCUCAGCAGGCCCUAUGUGUGACUUGCCUCUGGCUCCAGUCUUUGACAGGGCCUGUGACAGGGCCUGUGACAGGGGUGUGUCCUCAGGCCCUGCCCAGGGGAACAAGACUGAGAGGAAACCAGGCAUGUCCUGGGCAGGGAGGAUAUAUUGACCCUACAGAAAAGUGGGUCAGCACCUGGAAAACCCUAAGGGCUGGGCCCUUUUCCAGAGAGCCUCUGGCAGUCAGUUGGGGGUGCCAGACAGAAUGUGACUUGUGGCCUCACCGUGGACAUGUUAUGAGGCUUGUUUGGUCUUAGAAUCUUGUACCUGGAUAUAGCUCAUGGUUGUUUAGGAAGCAGAGAAGGGGUGCCAGACCAUCUUCUGGCAGGGACCAGGGCCGUAGGCCCCAGGGUUGGAAGGAGACCAAUGGAGCAUCUGCCCUGGGGGAAUACCAGUGCUUCCUGUUUGAUCCUAUUCCACGCCCCACCCGGUGCCAUCCAUAUUUUCCCACCAGCCUCUGUGGCCAAAGUUGCUGCCCCAGCUAUGGAUACUGCUUCUUCCAGAGAAAUAAAGUUAGUUUCUAUUUUAUGUUA